AUGCAACCAUCACGUAACUUAGUCCUACUUGGUGCUUUAAUUGGUCUUAUUCCAAUUGUUUUGGGUAUUGUGGCGCUUGCUACCCCUAAAUGGAUCCAAAUACUAACAACAAAUUUCAGUCUUCUCAUAUGUGGUACUACGAAUAUUUGUCUAGAAUCACCACAUUCUGAUACCACUAACGGUUUGGAAAUAGCUGGAGUUGUUGCAAUAGCAGUUGGUGUAAUUCUUUCAGUUAUUUUUGGCAUGUCUUCUAAAAAUCGAUGGAUUCAUCUAUUGCCACAAAUUUUUCUAAUUUCUGGAUCAAUUCUAAUACUAAUUGGCUUUCUUCUUGAACAUUUGGCUAUGAUAACGAUGCAUUAUUAUCAUAAAUUUGCGAUUAUAGGUUUCAUUGUUGGUCUGUGUGCAAUAAUUUUGGGUAUUAUUGCACUUACAACAUCAACUUGGAUAAGUAUAAAUCAUGAUCAAUCAUUACAUCCAAUUAUCUAUGAUCUUUUUCGACAAUGUAAUAAAAAUGAAACAAAUAAAUGUACAAAUAUAGAUAAUUUUCGAAUUCCUCAAUAUUUUGAAAUUAUUGGCUAUAUUAUAUUAGUAAUCGGUCUUUUUGUUGGUGUUCUAUGUACUGCAUUAGUUAAUCAACGUAGUAUUCAUUUUAUUCCACCUAUUAUCCUUAUUAUUGGUAUAAUAAUGAUUUUUCUUGGCUUUAUUUUUUAUAUUAAAGAUGUAGUCGAAAGCAAUAAUACAUUAAUAAUUACAAAAUUACAUUUUGGUUCUAGUAUGAUAUUGAUGAUUUCAACUUGUAUUAUUGGAUGUUUCUUAGCAGCUUAUUUUUCAUUUACUGCUGGCUAUAUUCAUCGACAUAUUCUUGCUACAGUCAAUAUUUAUUAA
Molecule: messenger RNA, 885 nt
Organism: Rotaria sp. Silwood1
Lineage: Eukaryota; Metazoa; Rotifera; Eurotatoria; Philodinida; Philodinidae
Source: the annotation of a GenBank genome assembly